AUGGCUGGUGUAGAUGUAGAGCAUUACACUGUGAAGGAUCAGAGAUGUGGCCAGGAGGAGUAUCGUAACGUGAAGUUGGUCCUCAAACCUGACUUCACAGCUCAGCACGUGGAUUGCACGACUGGUUGCGCGGGUGGUUUUGGCACGACGAAGCAGGGAACGUAUACCGUUAACCAAGAGAAGGGCAUCGUCGUCGUAAAGUUCACAAAGAGUCAAUACGACCACAGCGACACCUCCAAGAACGAGGAGAAGGACAUCGACGAGUGUGAGGAGUACUCUCUCGAAACUCUGGGCAUCAAGUGA
This is a messenger RNA of Symbiodinium pilosum, 303 nucleotides long. The record is from the annotation of a GenBank genome assembly. NCBI's taxonomy places the organism in Eukaryota, Dinophyceae, Suessiales, Symbiodiniaceae.